CCUUUUUUUCCCUUUUCCAGGCUGCUGGUGGGGCUGAUGGACUCGGACUCCUCCGGGGGGGUGUCCCGGGAGGAGCUGCGGGCCUGGAUCCUGCGCAGGCACCGCGGCUCCCGCCAGGAGGCGCUGCGGAGCGAGAGCGCGCGCCUCGAUCGCGACAGCGACGGCGUCGUGACAUGGGCCGAGUUCAGGCAGCUGAGCUUCGGGGACGCCGAGGAUUUUGGGGGCUCUCCCGACCCCGAUUCCCACCGGAAGCUUCUGGAACGUUCCCGGCGUCGUUUCGGGGCCGCUGACGAGGACGGCGACGGGCGCCUGGGGGCGGCUGAGCUCGACGCCUUCCUGCACCCCGAGGACUUCCCCAGGCUCCAGGACCUCGUGGUGCAGGAGACGAUCGAGGACCUGGACCGGGACGGGGACGGAUUCAUCCAGGUGGACGAGUACAUCGCUGAUUUAUUCGAGGGCCCCCCAGGCUCCCCAGAGCCCCCCGAAAUCCAACGGGAACGGGAACAAUUCCUGCAGGUUCGGGAUCGGGACGGCGACGGCCGCCUGGGACCCCCCGAGGUCAAACUCUGGCUCAGCCCCCCCAGCCCCGACUGGGCAGGGCUGGAGGCCGAGCACCUGAUCCACCACGCCGACCUGGACCAGGACGGGGCCCUGAGCCGGGAGGAGAUUUUGGCUCGUUGGGAGCUUUUCGUGGGGAGCAGAGCCACGGACUACGGGCAGGACCUGCACAGGGGCCACGACGAGCUCUGAGCCCCAGAAAGCCACCCAAGAACCCCAAAAAUAUCCCCAAAAAAAGCCCCAAAUAUCCCCAAAAUAUCCCCCCAAAAAUUUCCCAAAAUAUCCCCCAAAAAUCCGAAAAAAAUCCAAAAAGUUUCCCUAAAAAUUCACAAAAAUAUCCCCAAAAAUAUCCCAAAAAACCCUCAAAAAUUCACAAAAAUAUCCCCAAAAAUAUCCCUAAAAAUCCACCAAAUAACCCCAAAAAUAUCCCCAAAAAAAGCCCCAAAUAUCCCCAAAAUAUCCCCCAAAAAUUUCCCAAAAUAUCCCCCAAAAAUCAAAAAAAAAAUCCGAAAAGUUUCCCUAAAAAUUCACAAAAAUAUCCCCAAAAAUAUCCCCAAAAAUCCCUCAAAAAUUCACAAAAAUAUCCCCAAAAAUAUCCCAAAAAAUCCACCAAAUAACCCCAAAAAUAUCCCCAAAAAUCCCCCAAAA
Messenger RNA from Haemorhous mexicanus (house finch), 1206 nucleotides. Its product is annotated as reticulocalbin-3-like. The transcript has 5 exons. The coding region runs from base 37 to 750 and encodes 237 amino acids. Gene Ontology annotation, molecular function: calcium ion binding. The record is from RefSeq and is a predicted model, not a curated record. Gene Ontology annotation, cellular component: endoplasmic reticulum. NCBI's taxonomy places the organism in Eukaryota, Metazoa, Chordata, Aves, Passeriformes, Fringillidae.